CAAUUUCCAAAACCUUGAUAAUCACACCUUCAGGCCAAAUAUUGUAAUUAACAUUAACAUCUGAAGAACAUAAUCCGUAAAAUAGCAAAAGGAAGAAGAGAAGAGAUUUGGAGUGCAGUAGACUAGCGGUAAAAGAGGCUGAAGCAAGAAGCAUAAACCCUAAACCCUAAAAGCGAGCGUGAAUCGAAAGAAAGGAUGAUGGUGCAUUCGAUAGUGAUACAGAAGCUGCUGAGCACGAAUGCACAAAUGGGGUGGAGAGUGGCGACGCAUCACCUGAAGGAGUACACGUAUGGCAUGAGGAACAAGAUGGCAAUCAUAGAUUCGGACAAAACCCUGAUAUGCAUGAGGAGCGCCCUGAACUUCAUGGGGUCCCUUGCAAGCCGCAACGGUCGGUUCAUGUUCAUCAACACCAACCCUUUCUUCGACGACAUCUUCCACCUUAUGACCACCCGCGUCGGCUCCUACUCCCCCUCCACCAACUCCCUCUGGCGCACCGGCGGCUUCCUCACCAACAGCUAAAGCCCCAAGAAGUUCCGCUCUCGCAACAAGAAGCUCGUCUUCGGCCCUACCCAGCCCCCCGACUGCAUCUUCAUCCUCGACACCGACUCCAAGUCCUCCGUCACCAACGAGGCUCACAAUCUUCACAUCCCCGUCGUCGCCAUUGUCGACUCCUCCAUGCCCCUCCAUUCAUUCUCCCGUGUCGCUUAUCCCGUUCCCGCCAAUCCUUCGGUCCAGUUUGUCUACUUGUUCUGCAACCUCCUCACCAAGACCCUCCUUCUUGAGAAAGAGAAGGGCAAGCUCAAAGAAGCAGCACCUCUCCAAAUUCAAGAAAGUAAGGCUGCGAAGAUCGAUUUGCCAAACCUCGACAUACCUGUCUUCCCUUAUGCCGCUUUACCUCCCUUGUCUCAAGAUAUGGAAGAAGCUAAGAAGCUUUUGGACAAACUUGUUGUUUUGAAGUUUGAUGCUGCCUCACCAAGAGAUAUGGGUUCGGAAGGCCCCAAAUAAGAGUCUUCUUUUGCUGUUCGUAUAAUGCUCACUUUAUUUAGGCAAUCAAGAAUUGAAUAGACCUUCUUUUUAGGAGGGCUUCGUUAUCCUUUCUCUGUUUCUCCCCCAACAUGUUUGAUGUGUAUAUUUCCUCCGCCUGUUGCUGCUGCUUUUAAUUCCACAUUUCACGCUUUACACCGAUGAUGUUUUUCUUCCCUGUGUAGAUCUACAGUUGGUAUUUGCAAUGGACUUACAUUUUUGGAUUUAAUAAUUAACCAGAUUCAAACCCUAUACUCCAAGUAUGGAUGCAAGGUUCCAUUGCUUCUUUUGAGCAAAGAUGACACCCAUGUCAAAACCCUAAAGGUGUUGGAAAAGUAUCAGGGAUCAACUAUUGAUGUACAGAGGAUUAAGCAGGGUGAAGGUGAUGGUGAAGGUCUAGAAUUGGAAUCAUUAGCUGGACAUUACAGCAAGGAGGAAGUGUAUGUCAUCCUUACAAUACCCAUGUCUGAAAUUGGAUUCUAUAUGUUCACAUGCAUGCCUGUAGACUAAGAGAUUUAAACUUUCAGCAGAAAUUGUUUUUAGAGAUUCUAAUAAUAUUCAGAUUAACAUUACCAUUACCAUUUCAGUAGUACUUUCUUUUAUAACAUAACUUAAAUUUAUACGAA
This is a messenger RNA of Arachis ipaensis, 1649 nucleotides long. The record is from RefSeq and is a predicted model, not a curated record. NCBI's taxonomy places the organism in Eukaryota, Viridiplantae, Streptophyta, Magnoliopsida, Fabales, Fabaceae.